AUGGAAAAGUUUUCAGCAUGGAGAGAUAGGGCGACGGGGAUAUCCCCAUUUAUGCCCCAAAAAGUCCCAAACAAACAAACUAGCUUCAACAAAUAUCUAUUCAGUUUAGUACGAGUGCCUAUAUUCAUUCUUAAAUUACCAUUUUUCGCAAUCUGUGGAUUACUCUACAGUAUUACCGGGUUCAAUUUCCUCUUGAAUUUUAUAUUCACCUUUUUAUUGGCAUUUAAUCCUAUAGAGUAUUCAGUUGAUGGGGUAAAAAAGUCUCAAACAUUUCAAUUACAGCAAUAUAAACCUCAAAAAUCAGACUUGAUAAUUGCAAACUAUAUAUCUCCGUUAGAUGGGUAUAUAAUGGCAUUGUUAUGUCAUAGCAAUUCCAAUAUGGUGAUUGUAGCACCAGACAAACAGGGGAAACUAUACAAGUACAAUCCUUGGACAUUGAUGAAGUUUUGUUUCUCCAAACAAGCUCAUGGUGAUGGUGUUCCAGUAGAUGAUCUUUGCAAGUAUCAUGAUAAAAUUGUCUUUUUAUUGUUAGAAGGAACAACAUCAAAUAACACUGCAUUAUUGCCAUUUAUCAAGCUCGACUCAAAGUACCAAAUUGAUCAGUUUGAAAUCAAGGCCUUGGUGAUGAAACUAUAUCCUCAAUUUUUCACAUUACCUAUAGCCAAUUAUACUCCCUUGUAUUAUUUAUUUCAACUAUUAACUGAUUUUGGUAAGAAAAAUGUCAAAUGUAAAAUUUACAAAUUUGAUGGCAAACAAACUGAUGAAAAAUUGAAUUUGAAUCAGGUGAGAAAAGCAUUUGAAUUGAAUUCGUUGAAUCUGGUUCAUGGAGAUUUGAGUAUCGAAGCUAAGCAAAAAUUCAUCACCUAUUAUACCAAUUAUGAGGUAAAAAAGUAA
Messenger RNA from Lodderomyces oxycetoniae, 894 nucleotides. Its product is annotated as lysophosphatidic acid acyltransferase. The coding region runs from base 1 to 894 and encodes 297 amino acids. The record is from RefSeq and is a predicted model, not a curated record. The transcript has a single exon. Lineage: Eukaryota; Fungi; Ascomycota; Pichiomycetes; Serinales; Debaryomycetaceae.